Populus trichocarpa (black cottonwood) is the source of this 1505-nucleotide messenger RNA. Its product is annotated as Holliday junction resolvase MOC1, chloroplastic. Gene Ontology annotation, molecular function: crossover junction DNA endonuclease activity. Lineage: Eukaryota; Viridiplantae; Streptophyta; Magnoliopsida; Malpighiales; Salicaceae. The coding region runs from base 210 to 1061 and encodes 283 amino acids. The record is from RefSeq and is a predicted model, not a curated record. The transcript has 6 exons.
CCGACAAAUCUUGUCUCUCACCAUCACUUCCAUCACAGAUAAAGCUACAGUUACAGUCCAACCUCUAAACCAAAUAGACCCUAGCCUCGAGGCUCAGGUCUGGGCUGUGUUGGAGAAAAAGUGGAUCCAACAAUGAACCUUUAACAUUCGGACUUACCUGCCUCUUCCGUUUACGCCACAAAUUUCUUGCUCUCAAACCAUUUAAUCGCAUGGAAACCCUCCAGAUUAGACCACAAAACCUGCAAUCUCUAAAACCCAAAUUCAUGAACACACGCUUUUUAAGACUCGUCAUCAAACCCUUGAACCCUUUUUUAUCCACCCUAAAACCCUUCUGCACUACAAACUCUUCAACCCCUCUUCCUCUAAAAAAGACCAUACUUUCAAGAAACAGAGUAAAGGUUAGGGAAAAAGUAGCCGAUGUUGCCCAACUUAAACAGAAUUGGUUAGACUCUCUCACUUUUCCUUUACCUAACGAGACUGAGAAUACAAAUUUGGGCGGAGAUGAUUUGGCCCGGAAUAAUGUGGGUUCCAAUUGGGUUAUUGGUGUUGACCCUGAUGUUUCCGGUGCUUUGGCACUAUUGAAAAUCGACGAGUCAGGUUGCUCUGCUCAGGUGUUUGAUUCCCCUCACUUGAAAGUAAUGGUUGGAAAAGGAAUUCGGAAGCGAUUAGAUGUUAAGUCUAUUGUUCAAUUGAUUCGUAGUUUUGAUGCUCCGAUUGGAACUACUGCAUAUGUAGAACAAUCAACCCCAUUCCCACAAGAUGGGAAACAGGGAUGGUGGAGUGGAGGAUUUGGUUAUGGAUUAUGGAUAGGGGUGUUAGUUGCCUCAGGGUUCUCUGUAGUUCCAGUACCAUCUAUGACAUGGAAGAGUGAUCUUGAACUUGCUGGAGGCAGGUGUACUAAGGAUGAUAGCCGAAGAAUCGCAUCAACAUUAUUUCCAUCAUUGAGUCCCUUGCUAGAAAGGAAAAAAGAUCAUGGAAGAGCUGAGGCUUUACUCAUUGCUGCAUAUGGAAAAGGCAUGAAGUUGAAGAACUCAUCUUCUGUCAUAGAUGAAUUGCCUUAAAAGUGGCUGAUUGUGUGGCCACACUUCCAUCAGCAGGUGCAGCUUUAUUCCCUGCUGCAUAUAACCAUUUGGAAGAGAAUGGUAAAACAAGCUGCGUGAUGUGAAGACAGAUGGCUGAAGCAGCUUAAAGAAUUUCGCCUGUGAAAUUCUCAAAUCCAGGAAGUCCGAAGAAACAUAAAAGAGACAGGGAUUCUUGAAGACUCUUUGAAGACAUCUGAUAAAUACGAUUCAUGAAGACUGGAAUGACCAUUCUUUUCUGGAGUCCUACAUCCUAUGGUUUAGAAUAAUGGAAAAUUGAAGAUUGAAAAUGAAAGACGUGUUAUUCUUCUUCUCUAUGAGUGAUCCCUGUGGCAAUUCAUUGCAUUUUUGCUGUUUUUAUUUAUAGAAUUUGAUGGCGAAAUUAUAUAUUGGAACUCCAUUGAAUGAUAUUUAUCAAUUGCGAAA